Messenger RNA from Balaenoptera acutorostrata (minke whale), 6402 nucleotides. It is a transcript of the gene DPY19L4, whose product is annotated as dpy-19 like 4. Bases 553 to 2538 code for a protein of 661 amino acids. The transcript is spliced from 20 exons. Lineage: Eukaryota; Metazoa; Chordata; Mammalia; Artiodactyla; Balaenopteridae. The record is from RefSeq and is a predicted model, not a curated record. Gene Ontology annotation, cellular component: nuclear inner membrane. Gene Ontology annotation, molecular function: mannosyltransferase activity.
GCAGCUGGUCUGGGGAGGCCGAGGGGUUCCGCAACACGGAGGGCGGGAGACUCUGGGCCGCGCGGGAGCCGGAGGGGCGCCCCGGCCUCCGCGGGGACGAUGGCGGAGGAAGAAGGGGACACGGGUUCGAGCCCUGGUCCGGGAAGAUCCCACAUGCUGCGGAGCAACUAAGCCUGUGAGCCACAACUGCUGAGCCUGCGCUCUAGAGCCCGCGAGCCACAACUACUGAGCCCAUGUGCUACAACUACUGAAGCCCUCGUGCCUAGAGCCUGUGCUCUGCAACAAAAGAAGCCAUCGCAAUGAGAGUAGCCCCCGCUCACCGCAACUAGAGAAAACCCACGUGCAGCAGAGAAGACCCAAUGCAGACAAAAAUAAAUAAGACCAACUAUAGAACUGCGCCAAAGAAAAAAGCCAAAGUCUUCAGAAAAUAAAGACUCUGCCAAAGAAGAGAAAAUCAACAAUACUGCAAUUCCUGAAAGAGUUCCAAAACAUAUAUUAUUUCAGCGCUUUGCAAAGAUAUUCAUUGGCUGUCUUGCAGCAGUUACUAGUGGUAUGAUGUAUGCUCUCUAUUUAUCAGCAUACCAUGAACGGAAAUUCUGGUUUUCCAACAGGCAGGAGCUUGAACGGGAAAUCACAUUUCAGGGUGAUAGUGCCAUUUAUUAUUCUUAUUAUAAGGAUAUGUUAAAGGCACCUUCAUUUGAAAGAGGUGUAUACGAACUGACACACAAUAACAAAACUGUAUCUCUGAAGACUAUAAAUGCAGUGCAGCAAAUGUCUCUAUAUCCAGAACUUAUUGCCAGCGUUUUAUAUCAAGCAACUGGUAGCAAUGAGAUUAUUGAGCCAGUAUAUUUCUAUAUUGGCAUUGUUUUUGGAUUGCAAGGAAUAUAUGUCACUGCUUUAUUUGUUACAAGUUGGCUUAUGAGUGGAACUUGGCUAGCAGGAAUGCUAACUGUUGCAUGGUUCAUUAUUAACAGGGUAGAUACGACAAGAAUUGAAUACUCCAUUCCUUUAAGAGAAAACUGGGCACUACCAUAUUUUGCAUGCCAAGUUGCUGCACUUACAGGCUAUUUAAAAAGCAACUUAAAUUCUUAUGGAGAGAGGUUUUGCUACUUGUUGAUGAGUGCUUCAACUUACACAUUUAUGAUGAUGUGGGAGUACAGCCACUAUCUCUUGUUUCUUCAAGCAAUAUCUCUCUUCUUGCUAGAUAGUUUUUCACUGGAGCAAAGUGACAAGGUUCAUGAAGUUUAUAAAAUCUAUAUAUUUUCUCUCUUUCUGGGAUAUUUACUGCAGUUUGAGAAUUCAGCUUUAUUGGUAUCUCCUUUAUUAAGUUUUGUAAUAGCCUUAAUGCUUGCUAAGUGCCUUCAGCUGAAUGUGAAGAAAGGAACUUUCGUGGCUAAAAUAAUGAAAGUGAUUAAUUUUUACUUGGUGUGUACUCUGACAGUGACAUUGAAUAUUAUAAUGAAGAUGUUUGUCCCACACAAAGAAAAUGGACAUAUGCUGAAAUUCCUUGAAGUAAAAUUUGGACUAAAUAUGACUAAGAAUUUUACAAUGAAUUGGCUCCUAUGUCAAGAAUCCCUUCAGGCACCAUCUCAAGAAUUUUUUUUGCGAUUGACACAGUCUUCUUUAUUACCUUUCUAUAUUUUAGUGUUAAUUACUUGUUUUCUGUCUAUGAUUCAAGUUAUUUUUAGGAGAAUUAAUAGUGGUAAGUCCCUGAAAGAAACUGUUACGCUUGAAGAUGGACAAAUUGGAGAAAGGCCAGAAAUAAUUUAUCACGUGAUUCACACUAUUUUAUUGGGCUCUCUUGCAAUGAUUAUAGAAGGCUUGAAAUACCUCUGGACUCCUUAUGUGUGCAUGUUAGCAGCAUUUGGUGUAUGUUCUCCUGAACUUUGGAUGACACUUUUCAAGUGGCUUCGAUUACGAACUGUACACCCAGUAUUGUUGGCUCUUAUUCUGAGCAUGGCUGUCCCUACUAUAAUAGGUCUCAGCUUAUGGAAAGAGUUUUUUCCAAGAUUAAUGACAGAAUUAAUGGAACUACAAGAAUUUUAUGACCCAGAUACGGUGGAACUUAUGACCUGGAUAAAAAGGCAAGCUCCAGUUGCAGCUGUUUUUGCAGGAAGUCCACAGUUAAUGGGUGUGAUUAAAUUAUGCACUGGAUGGAUGGUGACAAGCUUGCCUCUUUACAAUGAUGAUGAUCUUCUCAAGAGAAAUGAAAAUAUCUAUCAAAUCUAUUCAAAGCGAUCUGCUGAGGAUAUUUAUAAAAUACUGACAUCCUACAAGGCUAAUUACCUAAUUGUAGAAGAUGCUAUCUGCAGUGAGGUGGGACCUGUGAGAGGCUGUAGGGUUAAAGAUUUAUUAGACAUUGCAAAUGGCCACGUGGUUUGUGAAGAAGGUGACAAGAUAACCUACUCAAAACAUGGAAGAUUUUGUCAUGAGGUCAAAAUUAACUAUUCUCCUUAUGUGAAUUAUUUCACUAGAGUAUACUGGAACAGAUCCUACUUUGUAUAUAAAAUCAACACUGUGAUAUCCUUUCAGUCUUGAAAAAUAGCAGAGCCUUCGUUUCAAAGACUUAUACCACCUGAAGUAAAAUGCAAUUUUCUUCUACCUACGUGGUGUCUUUUGGAAAUCAGAGUAUGGACGUUUGAAAUGUUGCUGCUGCUUUUCCCCUCCUGCUGUUAACUGGAUCUAGAAUUCUGUGGGGGGAAGAAGAUCAAACAUUACUGUACUUUGGUAAAAUGUCAAAUCUGCCGCUCUGCAUCAUUCCAGCCAGGUGUUUUCCUUAUUGCUACAUGGUCUUUAAAGAUUUUACCUUCUAAACUAUUGUAAAAUUUUCCUCAUAAAUCUUCAUUCCAUCAUAACAUUAGUCUUGAAUUUGAAUAUGUUCAAGGUCAGAGUAUAUAUCUCAAAUAUAACAUUUAAUAAAUACUUAAUGUGAUAUAGAAUAGAAGGAAAGAAUUACUCUUUCCCUCAAGGCAGUUUCUGAAGGUAUUUCAUGUUGUAUAAUAGAACUGAAAUAUUACAAUCAAAAACUAAUUUAAAUGUUCACUGAAAAUUUGUGGCAUUUAAAUUAAAAUGGAAAUUAUAUAAAGGAAAGUGAUUUUUAAGGAUAUACAUAAAGAUAUAUCCAGAUUUUCCAUGAUACUGCUCUCCUCAUCUGCUGCUUAUGUAAAUGAGCAUUUUCUUAGUAAUAUACAGUGUAUGAUAUUGCAUUUCAUCACUUUAUGACUAUUAAGUGGUUAGUUUUUUCACUUACGCCCAUAAAUUUGAUACCAAUUGAAUCAUGAUAAAACAGUAACUCUUGUUACCUAUGUAUUUUUUAAAACAGACAUUUAAAAGAAUGUUCAAAAUUUAAAAAUAAGAAAAAAAUAAAAGAAUGUUGUUUAGGUUUUUAAAAAAUAUGGAUAUGGAGUAUAUAAUCUAUUCACAUGUUUCCCAUUGAAGUAUUAAGUAAAAAAUUAAAUCUUUAUCAGAAUGAGAAUAUGAGCAACUAAAAUGAGCAACAAUUUCUGGAGAUAUGUGCAGAUGCUGUUCAACAUACCUCUGCAUAGAGGUGUAUUUAUGAUAAAACACAAGUGCUAUUAUUUAUGAAAUGAUGAUACAAUCUUCAACAUUAAGAGCAAAAUGACAAUUAUAAUAAAAUUCAGAGCACAGUUCCACAAUCUGUUAUGUUCCUUUAAGUUAAAUGUUUUCAUAUUUUUAAUUAUUAAUUAAAAGAAAUUCUAAAUGAUUAAUUUGGCCUUAUAAAGAAAUUCAGGAUGGAUGUAUCAUUUUAAUAAGAUGGGAUACAUGUUCAGUUUUACCUUAUACACCUGUUAAGUGAACAGAUUUAAAAAUUUUUCACUUGUUAGAGUGUUGUAAAAAUUGCAAUUUCAUUACUCUAAAUUACUACAUUAGAAAGGAACAUCUUUCCAUUUUCUUUAUUUUCUGUAAUAUAUAUUUUAAAAGUACAAAAGCACAUGCAUUCUUAGAUUAGCUCUAAGAUGUUUUGUUCUUUUGGAGCUUAAGAAUUGUUUGAUGGCAGUGUCAUAUGUCUGGUGCAUUAGUUUUAUUGGUUCUCAUUUCACGUUUUUAUAUAACUUUUAACAAUUAUAUUAAGAUAGCUACAGGCAGGUUAUUUCAGGUUCUCUGUACAUCUUAAUAGUGAGUCACUAGUAUUUAGCAUCAAGCCUUACAAAAAUAUUACCAUAGUUACCUAAGUACACAGUGAAUAGUCACAGGGUAGUACUUACAAUUAGAGGGAGCAUGUAAAAUAAUGUAAUUUAAAAGUCAGCUUGCAUAUUUUGAAAGGGAAAUAGAACAACCUACUUUCUACGUAGCAUGAAAUAUUUAAUUGAAUUUUUAUUGAUUUACUUUAUGAUCAAAUAUGCUGAAUUAGUUUUGAUUGUUGUAUGUUUUUUGUUUUUGUUUUUGACAUAUUAGUAAGUUGCUUUUGCUUCUGUCAACUUAUUUCUUAAAUAAAAUAGGUUUGGAUAAGUUUUUAAUUGAAUUUUUUAAAUAAUGAAUUUUUCACUCAGCAUCAGUUGAAAAGAAAAAUGUGAACUUUAUUAUAGAAAUAAUAAUACUGGGUAUGAAAGAUAAGCUUAUUUGCUUCUAUCUUAGCUAUAGUUAAAACAAUAGUGCUAGAAAACUUUGAGGAGCAUUUAAUUAAUUUCCUUAUUUGUAGAGUAAGAAAUGAUUAAGAAUUCUGCAAGUAAUUCCAUUUGGGUAACUUACAGUUGUUAGGUAUGACAAUAAAGAUCUACUGUGAAAGGGGCAAAAUUUAUGGGUUUGGGGUAGAAGGAAUUUCUCAAAGAAAUACAAAACGUAGAUACUUUGCCCUUGAUGUUGCAAAACUAUUGAAAUAAGUGCCUUAAUAAGGAGGUUAAAACAAGAAGGUUAAAAGUAAAUAAAAGUUUACUUUUUAUUUUCAAAAACAAUUAUCCAUUUCUUACUUUUUCAUAAGAAAAGUUUGGUAACUUUUUCCUCAUCAUUAAGCACAGAGAAAGAAUCCUCACUAUGCUAUUUUCACUAUUAACUUUAAUUCAUUGGUAAGCAAAUCUUUGUUAAGGGUAGUGAUGGGAUUUCUAGCCUGCUAAAUUAAUUUAUUUAGCUUCUCAAAUGUCAAACAAUCGAACAAGUAAAACUUACUUGAUAAGAUGUAUGAUAUUGACUCUGCUGGUUUAUAUUUUCUCUAACUUUGGCAUCUGUGUGGGUGCUUUUUGUUAGACUGGUAGGGUUUCACAGCCUAUGGAGUAUGCAUUGCACUUCUAAAUUUUUUUCUUCAUUACUUUCUGAAUAUAUAAACAGCAUGUUUUUUCAGGACAUUAACCCAAAUUGGUAAAAGCCUAAUGUUAUGACACUCUUCCGUACAGUCUAGAUUGAUUCAAGGAAAAGUAGAAAUGGAGGUCAAAGUGUGUUACAAGUUGGGGCUGAAAAAUAUGCUUUAAAAAAAUAGGCUGUUAAUUUCUUGAAAGGAACAGUGAAUAGCCAUCUUAUUAAACUUUGUUGUUUUGGGGAAAUCAAUUGUUUUUUGGCCCUUUCUGUUUUUGAACUGUUAAAACAUUUUGUUGCCUUUUGUGGGUAAAAGUAGUGUCUCUCUUUAUAAAAUUUUGGGGUUUCUAAAAGUUGUAUGUAAGUCAAUUUCUUGGUAAAUUUAUGUUAAAUGCAUGAAUAUUUAAAAGGCAUAUAUUAUGAACUAUUCUGUGUAUUUAAGAACCUAUUGUAAAGCAAAUAACUACUUCCUGAUUUACAUCUCAAUGUAUUAUCUCAUUUGUCCAGUUUUUAAAAUAUAUAUUCUCUAUUGUUGCUAUUUGCUAAUAGUUUUAGAUCCCAAUAUGUAUUAAAAUGACAGCUCUGAAAAGUUGCAAGUAAAAUUGAACAAUUUCUUAUUGAAAUAAUAGCUCAUUAUUUAGUUUUUGAAUGUGUAAAAUUAAUACUUUAAAUAAAGUUAGUUGUGAAAAUUGCAAAGGAAUGUAUUUGAUUCAGCCAUUUUCCAUCCAUUAAGGUUUCUAAGCAUUAUAUUUGUUUUCCAUAAUAAAAAAAAAGGGGAGCAUUUUAGAACCAUAUUUGCUGAAUUUAACAUAAAAGCAUCUCUGAAUCAUUUCUGUUAAGAAGUCUCUUAGAAUUUGCAACAUUCUAAUUUUGGUAUAUAUAAUCUUAUGUGCAGUUUUUUUUUUUUUGGCUGUGCUGGGUCUUUGUUGCUGUGCGCGGGCUUUUCUCUAGUUGCGGCGAGCGGGGGCUAUUCUUCGUUGCGGUGUGCGGGCUUCUCAUUGAAGUGGCUUCUCCUGCUGCAGAGCACAGGCUCUAGGUGCGUGGGCUUCAGUAGUUGGGGCAUGCAGGCUCAGUAGUUGUGGCACACAGGCUUAGUUGCUCUGUGGCAUGUGGGAUCUUCCUGGACCAGGGAUCAAACCCGUGCCCCCUGCUUUA